This is a messenger RNA of Dendrobium catenatum, 1782 nucleotides long. Its product is annotated as geraniol 8-hydroxylase-like. The transcript has 2 exons. Lineage: Eukaryota; Viridiplantae; Streptophyta; Magnoliopsida; Asparagales; Orchidaceae. Gene Ontology annotation, molecular function: heme binding; oxidoreductase activity, acting on paired donors, with incorporation or reduction of molecular oxygen; iron ion binding. The record is from RefSeq and is a predicted model, not a curated record. Bases 99 to 1601 code for a protein of 500 amino acids.
UCCCAAGGCUUAUAGAAUCUCUCUCUCUCUCUCUCUCUCUCUCUCUCUCUCUCUCUCUCGUCCUUACACAUUUCUCAGGUCUUCAAAUUAACAGAACAAUGGAUGCGUUAACUCAAUAUCUUCUUUGGUCGGCCUUCUUCGCAGCUCUCACCAUAAUUUUUCUAAGACGUCGAUCGACGACAGAGUUAAAUCUUCCUCCAGGGCCAAGAUCGCUUCCUAUGUUGGGCAACCUACUCGAGCUAGGCCAAAAUCCCCACCGCUCUCUGGCCCGCCUUGCCCGAACUCAUGGACCAGUCAUGUCUCUCAAGCUUGGCAGCAUCCACACAGUCGUCAUCUCCUCACCAAGCUCCGCAAAAGAAAUCCUAAAAACAAAAGAGCACUCCAUCUCCGGCCGACAAGUCCCUCAGGCCAUUCAAGCCUCCGGCCACCACCAGGUCUCUGUAGUAUGGUUGUCUCGAAACCAAUCAUGGAGAUACCUCCACACCCUCAUGAAGACCCAUCUAUUCAACGCGCAGUCUCUCAACGCCACCGAGGAGCUUCGCCGGCAAAAGGUUCAAGAACUUGUCGCAUAUAUCAAGGGGAAGAAUGAGGAGGCCGUGCACAUUGCCCGGGCGGCGUUUUGCACUGUGCUCAAUCUGAUAUCAACCACCUUUUUGUCGAUUGAUAUCGUAGAUUUGAAAUCUGAAUCAGCUCAAGAGUUGAAGGAUGUGAUGCAGGGGAUAAUGGAAGAGGCGGGGAAACCGAACAUCUCUGACUACUUCACUUUCUUGGCUCCAAUUGACUUGCAAGGCCGGGGACGUCGAUUUACAGCAUACUUUAAUAAAUUAUAUGAUUUUUUCGAUCAAAUGAUAGAAAACCGAUUGGCAGAUACAACUGGAGAAGUUAUAAGGACUAAUCCUGACAUUUUGGAUCUGCUUCUACAACUAAGUCGAGAAGACAAUUCAAAGCUUACUAGACGAACCAUAAAAUCCUUCUUGUUGGAUUCUUUUGCCGCUGGAAGCGAAACAAGCUCGUCGAUACUGGAAUGGGCGAUGGCAGAAUUGCUUCGCAGGCCAGAACUGAUGAAGAGGGCUAGAGAAGAGAUCAUAACUGUCGUCGGGUUCGAUAGAGAGAUUGAAGAGGCCGACAUCUCAAAACUACCGCUCCUCCAAGCAAUUCUGAAGGAGACGCUCCGGCUUCAUCCACCGUUUCCACUUCUACUGCCUCAUAAAGCAGAGGAAAGCACAGAGAUAAAUGGCUACAUGGUCCCGAAGAACACUCAGUUGCUGGUAAAUGUGUGGGCGAUAGGUCGAGAUGAGCAGGUCUGGGAGAAGCCAGACUGCUUUAUGCCUGAGAGGUUUAUGGAAGGAAGCAACGUAGAUUUUCGAGGGCAGCACUUUGAGCUAAUACCAUUUGGUUCAGGACGGCGAAUCUGUCCUGGACUGCCUUUGGGCGUUCGGAUGGUUCAGCUCAUGCUGGCCUCACUCAUUCAGUCCUUUGAAUGGAGUUUGCCGGACGGAAUGAAGCCUAAUGAUUUGAAUCUCAACGAGCGGUUUGGUAUCACACUUACCUUGGCUUCUCCACUCAAGGCUUUGGCUACUCCUGUCAGAAAAAUGCUGUAGUUAACUUAAUCUCAGCCUUGCAUAUCAGGGCUUGUAAUAUCUAAGCUUCCUUCAAUGGCUGUAUCAUCACUAGCUUGUAAUAUCUAAGCUUCCUUCAAUUAUUACAACGUCAUUAAAGUGACGUUGAGCUCAAUAUCAAACAUUAUAAUUUUUAUAUGAAAUGCUCCUAUUGAUUAAAGUA